AUGGCCCUCCUCUCCGGAGUCGCCACGAUCCGUGGCGCGGCAGCGAUGCCCGGCUUCUUCGAGACCCUGGUGACGGCGCAGAACGGCAGCACCGUCUCCGUCUUCAUCCGCAACACCACACACAGCGACGCCCCUCCUGCCAGUGCUUCCACCGACGGAGGCGAUAAGUUCUUCUGGGCUAGCUACGUACCGCGGAAAACUUCGGGCAGUAUAUGUGGCGACAGCACUAUCAUGGAUGCCGGCUGCGAGCUCAACGCCGCGGUCCCUGACUGCCAGGCAAUCAUCGACGGGCUGGGGGCGAAGCCGGGAAUGUGGGAAUUUGGGGACUGGAGCCGGUACAGCGGCGAGUACUUCCACACAUUGUCGAUCUCGGGGGACUGUGCGUGGGGCGUGUCGAUCGUGAAGUCUACUUGGACGGCGAUAGACAUUGCGUCGCAGGAUAUCUACGAGACGGUGACUUCGAGCUGGAAACACGCAAAGGGGGGUCGCGUGGGCACGUAUGGCCAGAUGAUAUGCGGUGCGGGGACAUCGCCGCCUUCGCUGGUUUGGGCGAUGUAUACGCCUUCGAGGUUCCCACAGUAG
Molecule: messenger RNA, 582 nt
Organism: Anthostomella pinea
Lineage: Eukaryota; Fungi; Ascomycota; Sordariomycetes; Xylariales; Xylariaceae
Source: the annotation of a GenBank genome assembly